Messenger RNA from Thunnus maccoyii (southern bluefin tuna), 3940 nucleotides. RefSeq names its product NACHT, LRR and PYD domains-containing protein 12-like. The transcript has 12 exons. Gene Ontology annotation, molecular function: protein binding. Bases 1 to 3561 code for a protein of 1186 amino acids. The record is from RefSeq and is a predicted model, not a curated record. NCBI's taxonomy places the organism in Eukaryota, Metazoa, Chordata, Actinopteri, Scombriformes, Scombridae.
AUGAAUGAUUUGGAGGAAGAGGAGGACGGAGCAGAGUCUCUGAUAUCCAGCUGUCUGUCUAUGAAGAGUGACCGGUCUAAAGAUUUUCCUCUAUUCUUCAGUAAUGAACCUGGACCCUCAGACACAAAAGAGAGGAAGAGGAGGGGUGUUUCUGUGGAGGAGCAGCUGUCCUGCUGUUCUUUGUGUCAGGACGUCCUGAAGGAUCCAGUCUCUACCAGCUGUGGACACUGGUUCUGCAGACAGUGCAUCACCUCAUACUGGGACCAGUCUGCUCCAUCAGGAGACUCCUCCUGUCCCCAGUGUGGAGAAAGAUCCAGAACAAGACCUGGACUGCAGACAGACAGUCAGACCAGCACUGUACAAACAGAAAGUGGUCUGCAGGAGGUUUUAGAUGAACAUAAGAUCAGUUUGAGGAGGAGAUGUGAAUGUGUGACUGAAGGAACUGAUGAAGCAGGAAGUGAAACCCUCCUCAACAGGAUCUACACUGAGCUCUACAUCACAGAGGGACAGAGUGAAGACGUUAAUACCCAACAUGAGGUGAGGCAGCUUGAAGCAGCUUCCAAGAUGGAGACCCUCCAUGACACUCCAAUCAGGUGUCAUGACAUCUUUAAAGUCUUACCUGACCAACAGAAAGACAUCAGAGUCGUUCUGACCAACGGCGUCGCUGGCGUUGGAAAAACCUUCUCAGUGCAGAAGUUCACUCUGGACUGGGCAGAGGGCUCGGAAAACCAAGAUGUCAGUCUGGUGAUUCCGCUUUCGUACAGGGAGCUGAACUUGAUCAAAGAUGAGCAGUACAGUCUCCUCAUGCUGAUCCAUGAUUUCCAUCCAACAUUACAGAAGGUCACAGCAGAGAAGCUCGCUGUCUGGAAAGUUUUGUUCAUCUUUGACGGCCUGGAUGAAAGCAGACUUUCACUGGAUUUCAACAACAGGAAGGUCGUGUCUGAUGUCACACAGAAGUCAUCAGUCAACAUGCUGUUGACAAACCUCAUCGCGGGGAAGCUACUUCCCUCGGCUCUCGUCUGGAUAACUUCCCGACCUGCAGCAGCCAAUCAGAUCCCUCCUACAUGUGUUGACAGGGUAACAGAAGUACGAGGCUUCACUGACGCCCAGAAGGAGGAGUACUUCAGGAGGAGAUUCAGUGAUGAAGAGCUGUCCAGCACAUCACACAUCAAGACAUCCAGGAGCCUCCACAUCAUAUGUCUCAUCCCAGUCUUCUGCUGGAUCACUGCUACAGUUCUGGAGCACAUGUUGACUACAGACCAGAGGGGAGAGCUGCCCAAGUCCCUGACUGACAUGUACUCACACUUCCUGCUGGUUCAGACAAAGAGGAAGAAGCACAAGUAUGAUGAAGGACAUGAGACGAGUCCACAGGAGCUGACAGAGGCUGACAGGGAAGUUCUUCUGAAGCUGGGGAGGCUGGCGUUUGAACAACUGGAGAAAGGAAACAUCAUGUUCUACCAAGAGGACCUGAAGAAGUGUGGUCUUGAUGUCACAGAGGCCCUGGUGUUAUCAGGAGUUUGUACAGAGAUCUUCAAAAGAGAGAGUGUGAUCUUCCAGAAAACAGUCUACUGCUUUGUUCAUCUGAGUGUUCAGGAGUUUCUGGCUGCAGUCUACAUGUACCACUGUUACACCAGCAGGAACACAAAGGUACUGAAGGACUUCCUGGGAAAGAAAUACAUUUACUCAUCUCUGGAUAACUUCCUGAAGAGAGCCAUGAAGAAAUCUCUCAGAAGUGAAAAUGGCCAUCUGGACCUGUUUGUGCGCUUCCUUCAUGGCCUCUCUCUGGAGUCCAACCAGAGUCUCUUAGGAGGCCUGCUGGGUCAGACAGAGAACAGUCCAGAAAUCAUCCAGAGAGCCAUCAACAACCUGAAGGCGAUGAACACCCAAAGAAUCUCUCCUGACAGAAGCAUCAACAUCUUCCACUGUCUGAUGGAGAUGAACGACCGCUCAGUACAUCAGGAGAUCCAAGAGUUCCUGAAGUCAAAGAACAGAUCAGAGAAGAAACUCUCUGUGAUCCACUGCUCAGCUCUGGCCUACAUGCUGCAGAUGUCAGAGGAGGUUCUGGAUGAGUUGGACCUGAAGAAGUACAACACAUCACGGGAGGGAAAACUGAGACUGAUCCCAGCUGUGAGGAACUGCAGAAAGGCUCGACUUGCUAAUUGUGGACUCUCAGAGACUCACUGUGAAGUUGUGGCUUCAGCUCUGAAGUCCAACCCCUCCCAUCUCAGAGAGCUUGAUCUGAGCCGGAACAGUCUGUCCAAAUCAGCAGUGAAGCAUCUGUCUGGUGGACUGGAGAGUCCAAACUGUAGACUGGAGACUCUGAGAGUGAGGAGCUGCGAUUUGUCAGAGAUCAACUGUGCUUCUCUGGUCUCAGCUCUGAAGUCCAACCCCUCCCACCUGAGAGAGCUGGAUCUGGGAGGAAACAAAAACAUGCAGGGUUCAGGAUUGAAUCUGCUGUGUGAUUUUCUGGAGAGUCCACACUGUAGACUGGAGACUCUGAUAUUGGGGUGGUGCAAUUUGUCAAAGAUCAGCUGUGAUUCUCUGGCCUCAGCUCUGAAGUCCAACCCCUCAUCCCAUCUGAGAGAUCUGCAUCUGAGAGGAAACUACCUGCAGAGCGAAGACGUGAAGCAGCUGUCUGAUCUUCAGGAGAGUCCAGACUGUAGACUGGAGACUCUGAGACUUGUUGGAUGUGGACUCUCAGAGACUCACUGUGAAGUUGUGGCUUCAGCUCUGAAGUCCAACCCCUCCCAUCUCAGAGAGCUGGACUUGACUGACAACAGGCUGUCUGUCUCAGCAGUGAAGCAUCUGUCUGCUGGACUGGAGAGUCCAAACUGUAGAGUGGAGACUCUGAGACUUGAUGGAUGUGGACUCUCCAAGACUAACUGUGAAGUUGUGACUUCAGCUCUGAAGUCCAACCCCUCCCAUCUCAGAGAGCUUGAUCUGAGUUACAACAGUCUGUCUGUCUCAGCAGUGAAGCAUCUGUCUGCUGGACUGGAGAGUCCAAACUGUAGACUGGAGACUCUGAGACUUGAUGGAUGUGAACUCUCAGAGACUCACUGUGAAGUUGUGGCUUCAGCUCUGAAGUCCAACCCCUCCCAUCUCAGAGAGCUGAACUUGAGCUCGAACAGGCUGUCUGUCUCAGCAAUGAAGCAUCUGUCUGCUGGACUGGAGAGUCCAAACUGUAGACUGGAGACUCUGAGAUUUCGUGCCUGUGGACUCUCAGAGACUCACUGUGAAGUUGUGGCUUCAGCUCUGAAGUCCAACCCCUCCCAUCUCAGAGAGCUGGAUGUGAGCUACAACAGUCUGUAUGAUUUAGCAGUGACACAUCUGUCUGCUGGACUGGAGAGUCCAAACUGUAGAGUGGAGACUCUAAGAUUGUGGGACUGCAGUUUAUCAGGGAUCAGCUGUGAUUCUCUGGCCUCAGCUCUGAAGUCCAACCCCUCAUCCCAUCUGAGAGAGCUGCAUCUGGGAGGAAACUACCUGAGAAGUUCAGAUGUGAAGCUGCUGUCUGAUCUUGAGGAGAGUCCAGACUGUAGACUGGAGACUCUGAGAUGGAAGUGAUGAUCUCUGUCAGAGUGUGAGUGAACAUCCAGGAGUGAGUGUUAAGAGAGGAUCAGCUGGAUCCUGAUGAUCCAUUUGGACCGGAGUCUGGAUCUGGAUUUUGUCAUCUUCACUUAAGUCUCUUAACUGACUACAAACUGAACAUUUAUCUCUGGAUUUUGUUGAAUCAGCAAUUUACAGCUGUGUUAUACAUGAGCUGUUUGAUGCAGAAAAGAUGAAAAACAGGUGUUAUCAGUCAGACUCUGACCCUGGGCCCAUAUUUAUCAAGCAUCUCAGAAUCACACUGAGAGUUAACGAGGACUAAAACUAAUUAAUGAAGCAGAAGAGAAUUUACUGUGACUGUCAGCAGGAGAAGGAUUACUCCUGGGAGAGAGUGAGA